ACUUCCAUUUCCCCGCAUAUUUUAAAUAAGAGGGAAAAGGAUUCGUUCAAUAACGAUCUUCCUUUUCUUACUUUUCUCCAUUACUUAUUUUCUCUCCACACCAAAAUAUUACAAAGACACGUGCUUAUAAAGAAAUUUAUAAAAUCCGUACAGUUCCAAGCCGACGUAAAAGGAACUGAAAUUUUCUCAAUUAAGAAUGUUUGGAUGUCCAUCCAAAAAGAGCUCAUGAGAGUGCUGAGCAUUUACUUUGGUGCUGACGAUUCUUGCUCGGGUCCUGUAAAAAACAGCAGUGCGAUUGUUGAUCCCGUAGAAUUAUUUAACAACCAUGAAAAAAUUUUUAAAGCUCCUCUGUUUCGAUUUGCAUACUCCUCAUUUUCCCACGGAGAUUGGUCGAGUGCGGAGGCUGCUGCUCCUGUAGAGAAACAACUUAUAUGUGCUGUGCAUCCCGGCAACUUCCCGCUUUGCUACCGCUCCGUCCACGCCUUUCUCGUGCAGAUAGAGAGCCAAUUCUUUCGGGCCUCAAGCACGGACGUUCUACUUAACACAUUGCUCGGCGCCUUCCUAAACGACUACGGCACUAACACGUUCUUUACUCUUGUCAAAGAAGAUGCAAUUAGAGCGCUGGAGCGUAUCCGCGACGAUUACGAAGCAUUUAAACCCGCCGAAGAAGGGAGUAAGCCCGACGAGCCGGCUCUUGCUAAAAAUGUUCUGGGAGCAGAGAGCCUGCUACAACGAUUGCUCGGCCUGUGCCUCUCCCUCCCGGGCCACACGGAUGCGCUUUGCUUGAUUAUCGUAAACUUGCUAUCCCAGUUUCUUAUGCUAUGCAACGAGCGCUUUGAAUCAAUCAGCGCAGGAAAAACCGCAGGGAGGCACUUCACAUCUUUUGUGUGGCUUAGUGACUCUGAACUUGUGCAGCUUUUACAGCAAUAUCCGUCUUACAAAGCCCUGCAGCAAAAUCCGCUUGGUAAAAAACUUCAGACUUCUGUAAAUUCUGAGCAGAAACAGGAGAUCGACAAGGAAACAAAACAGCUGCAUCAAAAACAAAGAGCCAUCGAGGAGAGGAUUUUUCCAGUAGAUCACGAAUUAAGUAACGUUAGGAUCAUUCCAAGCCUUAAAAAUCUGGGAACGCUCGCUUGUUUGGCUUAUAGUCUUGAGUGGUUUUUUAACAAAAACCACAAAGAUCAUCUCGAGCGAUUUCUUCCCUCUACUGCUUUGCUUACCCAAAAAUAUACAAAGAAGAUUUUUGAUUUACUUUCGCAACUUAAAGAUCUUUCAAGGAAUUGUUUACUUUUAUUGAAGUUAGAAAUAAGAAGUCAAUGUUACUUUUACCUUUUAACAGCUUUAAAAAAGGGAAAUUAUAAUCUCGAAGAAGAUCCGAUCCAACCCGAAGCAAAUAUUUCAAAAUGGAACGAAGUGCUGUGCUCAACUGAGGAAAUGUGCAGCAGUCGUUUAACAGCUGUUUACAAAAGAUUUUUAUUUACGGAGUUGGAGUUGCUCACCAACGAUCUUCUGAUCCACAAAGUAAAUCUAAUUUCUUCUAUAAAUCCCCGCGGCGUGGUGCUGAUGUGCCGCAAUAUUUACGCUCUGAAACAAAAUCUGAUCAAUCUUGGCAUUAACGGCACCGAAUUAACUCAAAGUUUAACUUACUAUGAGCUUUUAAAUCGGCCCGUUCAGGGAAUUGUAGAUGAACGAAUCAAAGGAAAAAACAGUUUAUUUAAUGCUGAUCAGAUCGUCCAAAUUCUGAAAUUAAUCGAGAGAAGCUACCAUAUCGGCUCCGACAUAAUUGCUAAAGAACUGGCCCGAUUAAAUGCAGAUUGAUCUCAAUUAUAUUCUAAUUUUCAGCGAAAUAAACAAAUAAGCCCAUAAAAAGGAGUAGACUAUCAGUUUUUUUUAGAUUCGUCAUUCAUAAAUACAUGUGAUUGCUUAAGUUCUUCUAAAUUAAGCUCGGUCGCGUCCAUUGCGUGGUGAGACGCUAGAGAAGCUACGUACGACUC
This is a messenger RNA of Zophobas morio, 1994 nucleotides long. RefSeq names its product exocyst complex component 4-like. Lineage: Eukaryota; Metazoa; Arthropoda; Insecta; Coleoptera; Tenebrionidae. The record is from RefSeq and is a predicted model, not a curated record. Gene Ontology annotation, cellular component: exocyst. The coding region runs from base 205 to 1818 and encodes 537 amino acids. Gene Ontology annotation, biological process: Golgi to plasma membrane transport; exocytosis. The transcript is spliced from 16 exons.